This is a messenger RNA of Lampris incognitus (smalleye Pacific opah), 1675 nucleotides long. RefSeq names its product Pim-1 proto-oncogene, serine/threonine kinase (gene pim1). Gene Ontology annotation, biological process: negative regulation of apoptotic process; protein autophosphorylation. The coding region runs from base 368 to 1366 and encodes 332 amino acids. Gene Ontology annotation, cellular component: cytoplasm. The transcript has 6 exons. NCBI's taxonomy places the organism in Eukaryota, Metazoa, Chordata, Actinopteri, Lampriformes, Lampridae. The record is from RefSeq and is a predicted model, not a curated record. Gene Ontology annotation, molecular function: ATP binding; protein serine/threonine kinase activity.
GCGACGUAAGGGUGCCCUAGUAGCGAGACCGUCCUACCGUUCGCCGCUGUUUACAAAACAGAACGCCGAGCCUUUUCUGUUCUUCUUUUGUCGUACGUCCAUACUUUCCAUACAGCUGCUUCUUUCUUCUUCUUCUUCUGAAUAUAUCUUCCUGCCUGGAUCGGAAGCUGCUCUGCGCGAGGCGGCCGUCUGGAUAAGAGGAGUCCUAUAGCGCGUUUCUCCUGCAACGUGGAUUGCGCCCGGCAGCGGAUCUGAGCGGGUGGUGGGGUGGGGGGGACUCUCGCCGCAACGGAAUAAACCCCGCGACCAACGAGAGGAAAGGAGAGAAACGCGCGGAAGCGUUCGCCUCUUGUGGAUUUUAACGGGAAUGCUGCUGUCGAAGCUCAACUCUCUUGCCCACAUCUCCGCCGUAGAUAUGCCAGCGAAAAUCCAGCUCCAAGUUCAUCAAGUGAAGGAGAGGGAGGCUUUCGAGAAGCUCUACCAGGUCGGCGGCGUGCUGGGCAGCGGAGGGUUCGGCACGGUCUACUCCGGCACCAGGAUCGCCGACGGAGCACCGGUCGCUGUGAAACACGUCGCCAAGGACCGGAUCUCCGAAUGGGGCGAAUUGCCCGGUGGCUCCCGCGUGCCGAUGGAGAUCGUGCUACUGAAGAAAGUGGGCACGGGCUUCCGCGGCGUGAUCAAGAUGCUGGACUGGUACGAGCGAGCGGACAGCUUCAUCGUCGUCAUGGAGAGGCCCGAAAACGUCAAGGACCUCUUCGACUUCAUCACCGAGAAGGGCGCCCUGCCGGAGGAGCUGGCCAAGAACUUUUUCCGCCAGGUGCUGGAGGCGGUGCGCCACUGCCACGGCUGCGGCGUGGUGCACCGCGACAUCAAGGACGAGAACAUCCUCAUCGACCUGCGGACCGGGGAGAUGAAGCUCAUCGACUUCGGCUCCGGGGCGCUGCUCAAGGACACCGUUUACACCGACUUCGACGGCACAAGAGUGUACAGUCCGCCGGAGUGGAUCAAGUACCAUCGCUAUCACGGGCGGUCUGCCACAGUGUGGUCGCUGGGCGUGUUGCUGUAUGACAUGGUGUGCGGAGAUAUCCCCUUCGAGCAUGACGAGGAGAUUGUACGGGGACAACUCCUCUUCAGGCGGCGAAUUUCCACAGAGUGCCAGCAGCUCAUCAAGUGGUGCCUGGCCCUGCGGCCGGCUGACAGGCCCUCCUUCGAAGACAUUUUAAACCAUUCCUGGAUGCAGAACACCACCUCCUCUGUAGUCCUGUCCACAGCGCAGAUGGAGAAGGCCGGCACGGAGAUCCGACUGCACAGCAUCGGCCACGAGUCCACUGCCUUCACGCCCGCCGCAGUCGCCGUGGCCCAGUGACCGCAGCUUGCCUCAAAACCACUCCCAAGUUUGUUAUCGGCUCCUCGGUUUGGCCUCGCUCAGACUCGUGUGAGCCCGACUGCACUGACACACAAGAUUAUGAAAGACUUAUUUAUGUGGCAGACUUGGAAACACAGAGGAGACGAGGUGCCGUCUAGGCAGAUAGGCUAACAUACACAAAAUCUCAAGUAAAGGGACUGUAUGGAAAGAUGGCCACGGUCUUGAUGCAAAACCUCAUUUCCGCCUUUCAGCCUGGCAGGUCAGACUCCUGCCCAUUCCCUGACAAGCUCUGAGUACUUGAUUUUUUUU